AAACGGCCCAAACCAUUAAUAAUAAAAGGUGAAUAAAGAAUUUUCUGAAAGACGAAGAAGAGAAACGAAAUUCGUAGAAAUGAUCUCGGGCUCGGCGACGGCGAGUCAUGGGAGAGUGUUGCUUCCGUCACAAAGGGAGCGACGGCCCGUCUCAACUGGAUCAAAUAUUUUACGUUUCAGAGAAACAGUACCGAGACAAUUCAGCCUGAUGAUGGUGACGAAGGCGACGGCAAAGUAUAUGGGGACGAAGAUGAGGGAGGAGAAACUAUCGGAGAUGAUAGAGGAGAAAGUGAAGGAAGCGACAGAGGUUUGCGAGGCGGAAGAGAUGUCGGAGGAGUGUAGAGUUGCGUGGGACGAAGUUGAAGAAGUGAGUCAAGCCAGAGCAGAUCUGAGGAUCAAGCUGAAGUUACUGAAUCAGGAUCCGCUCGAGAGUUUCUGCCAGGAGAAUCCAGAGACCGACGAGUGUCGAAUCUACGAAGACUAAAAUUUGAGUUUUCGUGUUUUUAAUGAUUGUAGCUAAUCUCAAAACAGAGGACUUAGAACAGAGACUGAUUCUGAUUAAUAAAUCUCAAUCGUCCAUUGAAACCGUUGUUCAUCGUGUUCACUUACACCGAUUGAUUUGGAAUGAAACUCUGCAUUUUGGAUCUUUUGCUUUGGAACAAAACGGUUGUUUUGAUUGUUUAUGGAUCUAACGAUGUGGCCUGUUACUUAAUUGGGCCUAUAAUCUGGAUCCGCCGAGUCCGGGCUUUUUAAAGAACUGGCGAAUAUCAU
Molecule: messenger RNA, 771 nt
Organism: Arabidopsis thaliana (thale cress)
Lineage: Eukaryota; Viridiplantae; Streptophyta; Magnoliopsida; Brassicales; Brassicaceae
Gene: CP12-3
Product: CP12 domain-containing protein 3
Exons: 1
Coding region: 80-484 (134 amino acids)
Cellular component (GO): chloroplast
Source: RefSeq, marked reviewed